UUACCACUGUACAGUAUUUCCAUCAUGGCAGGCAGUAAGUUGGUAUUAGAGGCUAGAGUAAGUAUAAAUGGCUUUAUCUUAGGGCUUAGCGUGGUUGUAAUUCCUCUGAUCAGAACCUGGUUUGGACGUCACGACUGGGUCUUUGAUUAUCUGACCGAGACUCCCGGGAAAAUUGCGAUUUCUUCUCAUAUUGCCCUUAUUAACGGCCUCUUACUUCUGAUAUACAAGGGACCUCUGUACAAGGUUGCUGUGAGAGCCUGCUUUUUGGGAGUGACCUUUGGCUGUGGUUUAAUUAUAACCUUCUCUGAAACCACUUGGACACAUUUUGGCUGGUACAUGUGUUCCCUGUCGUUCUUCCAUUACUCCGAGUAUCUGGUAACGGCUAUCAUCAACCCUCGCAGCCUGUCGUUGGACUCAUUCCUGCUCAACCACAGUGUGGAGUACACGCUGGCUGCUGUCUCAUCAUGGGUGGAGUUCAUUGUGGAGAAGCUGACCGUUCCAGAACUGAAGCAACUCAGCUGGUUGAGCUUCUUGGGUCUCUUCAUGGUUCUGUGUGGUGAAGGAUUACGGAAGGCGGCCAUGUUGACAGCCGGUUCCAACUUCAAUCACAUUGUCCAGAAUGAGAAGGCCCAAAGCCAUGUGCUGGUCACCAGUGGGGUCUACGCCUAUUUCAGACACCCCUCCUAUGUGGGCUGGUUCUACUGGAGCAUAGGAACACAGGUGAUGCUGUGUAACCCACUGUGUAUCCUGGCUUACACAAUAGCCAGCUGGCGGUUCUUCCGGGAGCGGAUAGAGGAGGAGGAGCUCUCCCUUAUCCAUUUUUUCGCCGAGGACUAUGUUGAGUACAAGAAAAGGGUUCCCACUGGGCUGCCCUUCAUCUCAGGCAUCCGUGUCAACUAGACCGAGGAGGUGGAUGCUGGACGCAAUAGACUUAAAGCUCUAAAGCGAGUCAGACCUGAUGGGUGGGUGUGUGUCUGGGCACGGCCCUCCCGAGGUAAAACCCUGCAGCUGACUGAGAGUCCGUAGCUCACAGGCAGAAACCAUGAUAGCUGCGACAGUGUCAGGCUGCUGGACUGCUGUUUUUAUAUCAACCUCCAACAUUCAGUUUAAGGCCAGACAAGCUGCACUCUUCUACAUGUGUCCCGUUUCAUUUAUUUCUCACGUGUCAUUUGUACACUUGUAGCACGCUUUGUGUUCUCACUGAUUACCUGUGUUGUUUGAGAGUGAUAUGAUCAUUCUCUCAGGGGUUAGUAGCAAAUGUUUGGACAGGAAAUCAACCAGGUUCAAAAUCAUUAGUGUACAAAUUCUUGUAGUACUUCUCCAUUAAAGCAAACUAUUUUUGAUAUGAGACAGACCCACACAGAGACUCAUUAUAUUCAAGUCCUGAUGUCUAAGUCUGUGUUUAUCAUCACCAUGUUUCCAGUGGCAGAUGUGCAGAAUAAAUGUCUGUUUAUCCUCUGAAUCUGGAUUUAAAUGAACAAGUCAGAUUGGUUGGGAAUGUUUACAUUUUCUUUCUAAACAUGUCCAAUUCCACAUCGUCCCUGCUAAUCCCAGUUUGUCCAAUCACACCUCUUCAUGUGAAACCUGCAGUCAGGCGUUGCUAUUAGGUGUAGUGUCAGCAUAUAAAUAAAAAGACUUUUUGUAGCCUCAUCUGUAGUGUGAAAAGACCAAAAUUACAAAGAGUGAAGUUCAGUAGCACAGGUUGGCUCAGUGCGCAUCCUCAAAACAUGUGAUCUGGUUUAAAAGGAGUUGGACAAUAAAACAUGUCAUGAUUUAUGGAGACAAAUAGUCCCAAUUCUCCCUUUGUACCUCAGCUUUUCUCCUUUUUUUUGAGCUGUGAGCAGAGAGGAAGAUGAGCAGAGGUGUUUAAUAAGACCAAGGCCUCACUUUGAAGUGACAUUUGUUCAAUUUUAAAUGUUAAUGAGCACUUUUAUAUUUACUCUUAGUUCCAUUUACAACAUGACACAGUGUGACAAGAGCGUACGAAUACCAUACAGUUCGGUUUAGUUACACUCUUACAGAGCAUUUCAUCGUCAUAUAUGACUGACUGCAAACGUAGACCUUCAUAUGUAUAUUGUCCCUGUUUGCGCCUCCUGUAAACCUGUGAUGUGACUUAGAGGCAGGACAGGCAAGAGAAGUGACAAGGUAGAACAGAGUGGAGUCACAGGAAGUGCUCACAGAGAGCAGUUUAUCACAAUAGGACAAACAUUUUUGCAAAAGGGGAAAUAUAAGAGCUCAACAGGUCGAUAUAGGUUGAGUGAUGAAUAUGUGAAAGGUUGUUUUUUAUCAAGUUAAAUAUACAAAAGUGUUUAACAGAAUUUUACUAAUGCAUGGACCGAUGAAAUAAAUGAAGCUAUACAGGAAUCAGCCCCAACAUUAAAUCUACUUACAGCUUAAAAAUCAUUGAGUAUUACUAAAACAUGUGAUGCAUGGAGACUCAAACAAUUCACACAUAAAUGUCUUAGAACCAGAGACCAAGUGACAUCACCAGAGGUCCUCGGCCACAGCUGUUUACAGCUCAGGUGGACCGACACAGCACUGGGCACAUGGCUUUAAUGUUGUGGCUGACAAAAACUUGAUUAAGGAUUGUUUCUAAGCACCUGAGUACAAGAAGGACGUGUGCAUACAGCAUUAAACAAGUGUUUAGUGCUGUAUGCUCGCAUUAUAAAGUACCUGAGGCUGUUAAAGUAACGUGAGCAUGAUCUGUAUUCAACAGGAAGUGCUAGCAGCGCUCCAGUGCUGGAGCUCCUUUUGUAUUUUAGGAACUGAUUUUUCUUUUUGUCUCUCCUGUCAGCCUGUGACGCUCAAACUGUUAUCCAAACCAACCAAAUUACUUUAUACUGUCAGCUGUAGCCGACAGUAUAAAGCGCCUUUAGGGAACAGUUGUUGUUAAUUGGAGCUACAUAAAUAAAUCUGAGCUGAAUGA
Molecule: messenger RNA, 2926 nt
Organism: Neolamprologus brichardi
Lineage: Eukaryota; Metazoa; Chordata; Actinopteri; Cichliformes; Cichlidae
Gene: icmt
Product: isoprenylcysteine carboxyl methyltransferase
Biological process (GO): C-terminal protein methylation
Cellular component (GO): endoplasmic reticulum; membrane
Molecular function (GO): protein C-terminal S-isoprenylcysteine carboxyl O-methyltransferase activity
Source: RefSeq, a predicted model, not a curated record